Messenger RNA from Elephantulus edwardii (Cape elephant shrew), 777 nucleotides. RefSeq names its product ChaC, cation transport regulator homolog 1 (E. coli) (gene CHAC1). The coding region runs from base 109 to 777 and encodes 222 amino acids. The record is from RefSeq and is a predicted model, not a curated record. Gene Ontology annotation, biological process: glutathione catabolic process. NCBI's taxonomy places the organism in Eukaryota, Metazoa, Chordata, Mammalia, Macroscelidea, Macroscelididae. Gene Ontology annotation, molecular function: glutathione specific gamma-glutamylcyclotransferase activity; gamma-glutamylcyclotransferase activity. The transcript is spliced from 3 exons. Gene Ontology annotation, cellular component: cytoplasm.
GAACGACGGAGCGGUGCCAGGCCAGGUGUACGCGUCCGUCGGUCCGCCUGUGCUCUUGCCGGAGACCAGCUUCGAAGGCCGACCGGUCCCGUCCCUGCGCCCGGCACCAUGAAGCAAGAGUCCGUAUCCCCGAGCAUUCCACCAGCCUCACCUUCUUCAGAGCGAUCUGCGCAGCUUUCCCAGGAUCACAGCGAUCCUCCAGCGCUGUGGAUUUUCGGCUAUGGCUCUCUCGUAUGGAGGCCUGACUUUGCCUAUAGUGACAGUCGUGUAGGCUUCGUGCGUGGAUACAGCCGCCGCUUCUGGCAGGGAGACACCUUCCAUAGGGGUAGUGACAAGAUGCCUGGACGUGUGGUGACCCUCCUUGAAGACCAUGAGGGUUGCACGUGGGGUGUGGCAUACCAGGUUCAAGGUGAGCAGGUGAGCGAGGCCUUGAAGUACCUGAACGUUCGCGAGGCAGUGCUCGGCGGUUAUGACACCAAGGAAGUCACCUUCUACCCCCAAGACACCCCUGACAAGCCACUCAAGGCACUGGCUUAUGUGGCCACCCCACAGAACCCUGGCUACCUGGGUCCUGCGCCUGAGGAGGCCAUCGCCACUCAGAUCCUGGCCUGCCGCGGCUUCUCGGGCCACAUCCUGGAGUACUUGUUGUGCCUGGCAGACUUCAUGCAGCUCUGUGGGCCUCAGGCACAGGAUGAGCACUUGGCUGCUAUCGUGGAUGCUGUGGGCACCAUGCUGCCCUGCUUCUGCCCCACUGAGCAGGCUCUGGCACUAGUCUGA